AUGGCUUCGAACGGUAUUCCCACCUCUCCUCCUGUUAGGGCGGCUCCCGUACCUCAGUCACCGACUGCCCAGCCAUUGCCAUCUCAGACGAAACAUCAAGAUGCUUCUGGUUCUGACACCGUGGGCGCAGCUCUCCCUUCUACCCUAAGCGACAACCGAAACAUUGUCCGAAGGAAGCUUACGGGAUACGUUGGUUUCGCCAACCUUCCCAACCAAUGGCACCGCAAGAGUGUCCGCAAGGGCUUCAACUUCAAUGUCAUGGUUGUUGGUGAAUCGGGACUUGGAAAGUCGACCCUCGUUAACACUCUUUUUAACACUUCGCUGUACCCUCCCAAGGAGCGCAAGGGACCUAGCCUCGACAUUGUUCCCAAGACUGUCACCAUUCAGUCUAUCAGCGCCGAUAUUGAAGAGGCUGGUGUUCGCCUCCGUUUGACCGUGGUUGAUACUCCCGGCUUCGGCGACUUUGUCAACAACGACGAGUCUUGGCGCCCUAUUGUGGACAACAUCGAGCAGCGCUUCGAUGCUUACCUGGAUGCCGAAAACAAGGUGAACCGCAUGAACAUUGUGGACAACAGGAUCCAUGCCUGCGUCUUUUUCAUCCAGCCCACCGGCCACUCUCUCAAGCCCCUUGAUAUCGAGGUCAUGAAGCGUCUUCAUACCAAGGUCAACUUGAUUCCCGUCAUUGCCAAGUCGGAUACUCUUACCGACGACGAGAUUGCUGCCUUCAAGGCUAGAAUUCUUGCGGAUAUCAAGUACCACAAAGUGCAGAUCUUUGAGGGCCCUCGCUACGAGCUUGACGACGAGGAGACCAUUGCGGAGAACAACGAGAUCAUGUCCAAGGUCCCCUUUGCUGUUGUCGGUGCGACCAACGAGAUCACAAACGCCGAUGGCCGUAAGGUUCGCGGUCGCCGUUACCCUUGGGGUGUGAUCGAGGUGGACAACGAGGAGCACUGCGACUUCGUGAAGCUCCGCCAGAUGCUCAUCCGUACUCACAUGGAAGAGCUCAAGGAGCAUACCAACAACGUCCUUUACGAGAACUAUCGCACGGACAAGUUGAUCGCUAUGGGCGUCUCUCAAGAUCCAAGCGUCUUCAAGGAGGUGAACCCAGCUGUCAAGCAGGAGGAAGAGCGCGCCCUCCACGAACAGAAGCUUGCGAAGAUGGAAGCCGAAAUGAAGAUGGUCUUCCAGCAAAAGGUUGCUGAAAAGGAAUCCAAGCUGAAGCAGAGCGAAGAGGAGCUGUAUGCUCGUCAUAGGGAGAUGAAGGAGCAGCUGGAGCGCCAACGACAGGAGCUCGAGGAGAAGAAGUCCCGAAUCGAAAGUGGGCGGCCGAUUGAGAAAGAGCCGACGAAGAGAAAGGGAUUCUCUCUCCGAUAA
Messenger RNA from Sordaria macrospora k-hell, 1374 nucleotides. RefSeq lists its product as uncharacterized. Lineage: Eukaryota; Fungi; Ascomycota; Sordariomycetes; Sordariales; Sordariaceae. Gene Ontology annotation, molecular function: GTPase activity; molecular adaptor activity; GTP binding. Gene Ontology annotation, cellular component: microtubule cytoskeleton; cytosol; septin ring. The record is from RefSeq and is a predicted model, not a curated record. Gene Ontology annotation, biological process: cytoskeleton-dependent cytokinesis; intracellular protein localization.